Messenger RNA from Xiphophorus hellerii (green swordtail), 3215 nucleotides. Its product is annotated as N-acyl-aromatic-L-amino acid amidohydrolase (carboxylate-forming) B-like. Gene Ontology annotation, cellular component: cytosol. Gene Ontology annotation, molecular function: aminoacylase activity; hydrolase activity, acting on ester bonds. The record is from RefSeq and is a predicted model, not a curated record. Lineage: Eukaryota; Metazoa; Chordata; Actinopteri; Cyprinodontiformes; Poeciliidae. The transcript is spliced from 7 exons. The coding region runs from base 1880 to 2878 and encodes 332 amino acids.
CUGUUUGUACAUCCGCAUUAUAAUUUUAAUAGAAUUAUUUCAGUCAUGAUCUUUGUAUACACAAAUAUCAUGUUUGUGUCUUGAAUAAAAUUAAGAGUAGUAUCUUAAAAUAUUAGUAUAACACAUGAAAGCCAUGCAAUGAACUGAAUACAUAAAAUGUGAAAUGUUUGAAGAUAAAUAUAACUUCAAUAUAUUUGAGGUUAUAUUUAUAUAACUUCAAAUAUAAAGUUUGAUAUUUGAUAUUUACAGGGUUCACAGAACCCUGUAAACAUCUUGGGUUCAUAUUUAGUUUUAUUGUAGUUAUCAGUUUCCUUUUAUUCACAUCUUAAUUUUUACAAAUAUUAUCAUCCCUGUAAAAAUGUGGAUAACUGAGUUCAAAUACCUCUGGUUCAACAAAUAUUAUUACUGUUGCUAAUUUAUUUAACACUGACAUUUACAGUUAUAAUACUGUUAUAUGUUUCAUUUAUAUUUGCUACAAAUAAAUAUGGGCAAUAUUUAUGCUUGAAUUAAGUAGGUAUCCAGCGCUAAUUGAGCAGAAUAUCACACCUUUUAGUUGUACUCAGCCACGUCACACACAAGCUGGUUGCAGCUUAACCUUACCAUAGCCUUAUGUUGGGAUAGUAAUAAUAAUUGUAGUAAUAAUGUAUUUUUUGGUACUUUUCAAGACAUCAUGGACACUUUCCAAGAAAAACAUACAUUCAAAAAUACACAGAAAAAUGGAGGAGGGGAAAAAAAGAAAUGAAAAAUGACUGAAAAAGGGAUGAUGCUCUAAGCUUUGGAGAUUUGUUUUUACCACCCAUAUGGUUUUACUCACAGUGGCAAAAUAAACUUUGGUCGUCCACCAGCUUUGUUAUCUAACUAUUUAUAGACGGAAAUGUUAUCCGUCUAUAAAUAGUGACACAUUUACCGUUAGUAUUGCAUGUUCUCUCAUCUUUCCCAUUUUGAAGCAAGGUGGUCAUGUGUGUCACAUAUUUGUAACCAAAGACCUUGCUGAUUUAAAAUCUUAGUAUCCCAAUUUUAAAAAACAGAGUAAAAAAAAUAAAAUAUAUAUUUGUUUUACUCUGUUUUUAAUGUGUUGAUUUUUAUUUACCUGCAUCACUUCUGGUGUUAAUAGUUGUUGCAACUUUUACUUUGUCUGAGACUUCUUGUAAUCUCUGGAGUUUUUCAGCCAAACUUAUCUUAAGGUACUUUCUGCAUCUUUACCAGGAGUACCAAUAGUUGUGCAUCGGUGUUGCAAAUCCUCAGUCGGCCCGUCCUGCUCUGCUCUCAGCUAGGAGAGCUGUUCCUUCCACUCCACACAUCACAGGCGCCUCUGUUCUCUUGCUGUGUCAUGCUGGCAGGUUUAUCUGAAAAGCCCGCUGGAACCUACCAUCCCAUCCAUGCACGGAGCGUGCAGAGAACACGGUGAGCUGGGGGGCAGGGGGCUCGGGGUUCGGCUUGAACUCUUCAUUUGUUUGCGACCAGAGGAAGAGAGGGACGUUCUGUGUUUCCACCGUCGGGGACACACCCUGCCUGCCCUAGAGCGGUGCAGUGUGAUGAGAGGCUGAGAGAGACCAUGACAGGCGGCUGCAGCCUUGUAGAGAGGGAGGGAUGGGAAUGCUGAAUCAGUGAAACUACAGAAAAGGUCCAGGAGAGGGUGAACGAGUGGGUAAAUGGCAGGGAGAGAAAGGUAACAGGAGGGGUAGGUGGCAAAAGAUGAGCUGCAUGAGUCCUUUUCACUCAUUUAAUCAAUAAUCUAUGGAGUUCACCACUAUUUCGGCCAUGUCUGUGUUUUUCAAAGAAACUUUAAGCUGAAGUAAAUCCCAGUGGUGACUUUUGUUUACUUUGGCUUAAAGGCGACAUUUUGCGUUUACAGUUAACACCAGCCCUGAGAACCAAGAUGCAGGUAGAUGAGCCGGUGCUUUUGCCCAGGUUGUCCCGUGUCGCAGUUUGUGGCGGCACGCAUGGCAAUGAGCUCUCAGGAGUGUACUUGGUGCGAGAGAUGCUGAAGACGGAGAAAAGGAAGAAGGACGGGGAGCCCGCGUCAGUGCUGAUGGUGCUGUCCAACCCUCGGGCCAUGCAGCAGUGCAGCAGAUACGUUGACACUGACCUGAACCGCUGCUUCACCCACGCAACCCUCAAUGGCCCCAUAUCAGAGGGGGCCCCCUAUGAGAUCUUCCGGGCCCGUGAACUGAAUGCCCUGCUGGGUCCCAAAGGCAGCCGGGCGGCAGUGGAUCUCAUCUGUGACCUCCACAACACCACCGCCAACAUGGGCCUGAGCUUCAUCGCUUAUUCUGACUGUGACUGGAUCUGUCUUCACAUAUUCAGAUACUUGCAGAAGCAGAUGCCGGAUACGCCAAUGAGAUUCAUCCAUUUUGAUGUCUCCACUAAAGAGUCAUAUUCCCUCGAUUCCAUUGGAAAACACGGCUUUGCCAUGGAGAUUGGUCCUCAGUCCCAUGGGUGUGUCAAGUCAAACAUUUAUACAGCAAUGAAAGAAGGCGUGCAGCACAUGCAGGAUUGGGUCCGCUGUUUUAACUCAGGUUGUGUGUUUGAUGGAGGACCAGUCGACGUGUUCACCAUGGUUAAAAACGUAGAUUAUCCCAGAGACGGCGAGACUCGCAGCAUUAUGGCAGCCAUCCAUCCACGCCUCCAGGACCGAGACUUUUGCCUGCUCCACCCUGGAGAGCCCCUCUUCCAGGCGUUCUCAGGAGAAACGAUAAAAUACAAGGGCAACGAACCGCUCUACGCUUUCUUCAUCAACGAAUGCGCUUACUACGAGAAAGGCAUCGCUCUGUCCCUGGCCAGAAAGAAGCGUGUGACCGUCCCUUCUAUCCGUGUGCAAACGGAUGAGGAAGAACGAGCGAGUGAGCAGAGUUUUGCUUCAGAGGAAGAGGAGUGAAGACUUUCUUCAGAUGAGACUCGUGUGAAAUGAUUUUUAGCAACGUUUUUUUUUUUAUUUAUUGAAAUGACAACACGUACAAGCCUUGCACAUACGCACACGUAUUUACACACAUAGCAACAGUUUCACUUUAGGUUCACAAACAUCAUGUUUCAACAGUGCAUUCAGGGAUAGAAGAGCCGUUUGUGUUUGAUGUUUGGAUGAGUAAAAUACAAUCCAACUCAGCAGAACGUUUGUGAAACCAUUCAGAAAUGUCAUGACACUUUGGAAAAUGAUGCUCAUCUGUUACCAUCCAGCAAGUGUGUUUAUUUCCUCCAAAUAAAUAUAUAUACAUAUA